Messenger RNA from Labeo rohita (rohu), 636 nucleotides. RefSeq names its product NDUFA4 mitochondrial complex associated like 2a (gene ndufa4l2a). The record is from RefSeq and is a predicted model, not a curated record. The transcript has 4 exons. Bases 58 to 303 code for a protein of 81 amino acids. Lineage: Eukaryota; Metazoa; Chordata; Actinopteri; Cypriniformes; Cyprinidae.
AUAGCAGUUGUAACACACACAGACACGCACAGUUCUGCUCUAAAAUCUCCAGUAAAGAUGCUGCGGAAAGUCCGAGAUCAGGUCAAGAAACACCCAGGACUCAUCCCACAGUUUUUCUUCAUCUGUCUGGGCAUGGGUGGAGCGUUCCUUUAUUUGUUUCGUCUUGCCAGAGGACCUCAUGUCACCUGGAACAAAAGCAGCAACCCUGAACCCUGGAAUAAGCUCAGUCCAAGCUACCAGUACAAGUUUGUGGCCAUUAAUACAGACUACAAAAACCUGAAGAAGGAAGGACCGGACUUCUGAACAUAUCACAGUUAUUGCCUCAACUUUUAUCAGGAAGAUGCACACAAAAAAUAAAUUAAAUAAAAAAUAAACUAAUAAUAAUUAUAACAACAACAAUAAUAAUAAUAAUAAUAGACGAAAACUUUGUACAUUUUUUUAUAAAAUGUUCUGUUGUUACAAGAUGUUUUUACAACUUUUUAUUCUUUUCACUGUUACAAGAUCUUCUAUAUAUUCACAAAACAGGCUGACAGACAUACACAUUAGCCUGAGAUAAAGAGCUAAAUAAAGGACUAGACUACUGUUAAUCUUAUUUAUGUGCAUUAUAUGUUAAUCUUUACAGAAAUCCACAAAAAU